UGAUUUUAUGCAAUUUGUUGAGCAUGAGUCGAAGUUCAUGAGCUCCAAUUACCAUAGCAGUUAACUUAAAAAAACUGGACUUAGAAGAAGACAAGGACAGAGGUAUGAUAUCAUUGAUAUGGUUAUGAACCAGAAUUUCCAGUAAUUUUCAUUCUUUGGUUCUCAAUUUGGCUUUGGUUGUUAUUGGUAAUGACUCUACAAUUCACUUCUAUGCUUUGUGAUUGCUUUUUUCAUUCAGUCAUUUUCACAAACACCUUAUGGUCAUUGAUGUUAGGCUGCUCAAGUUGAUGUUUUUGUGGGAUUUGAGUCCUUUAUGUUUGUGGGGUUUCGUUUAUUUAUUUUUAUAAACUAUUUAAGCUCAUUUUUGUUUGAUUGCUUUGGGAUUUUAUGAGAGUUUUGGUGUUCUGAGUCCAUUGAGAGUUAUAGCAACAUGAGAAGAGUUGGAGCCUUGUGCUCAAUCAUGGUUAAAGACCAUCUGAAUAAACUUACACCUGUAAGGUGUUUAACUCCUAUUGUUGUUCAUUUUGGCCUGUGGAAUAGUGCCACACAGUCUCUAUCUUCAGCUCCAAUAUGUUCCAAUUGGCAAGUCUUGCCUUUCUGUACUUAUGUCUCUUCAGACUCAAAAAGUGAAAGUUUAGAUUUGUCUGUAGUGGGAUUGAGUCAAAAUGCUCUCAUUGAUGAUGGUGAUGACAAUGAGGAAGAGAAGGAUGAGGAUGACAGUGAUUGUGAAGAUGUUCAUUUACAACAAUUGAAUUCGUUAGAACAUGAGGGUCUUGCUCAAGAUAUAAAAACUCUUGUGCAUAUACUACGGGACGAACUGUCUCGCUGUGAAAUGAGGACAAAGCUCGACGAAUGUGGUAUAACAGCCUCAUCAGAGUUAGUAAUGCAGGUUCUUGCACAAGUUCGCAAUGAUUGGGAAGCAUCAUUCACCUUCUUUUUGUGGGCAGGAAAGCAGCCGGGUUAUUCUCAUUCCCUCCGCGAAUACCAUUCGAUGAUUUCCAUUCUUGGGAAAAUGAGAAAGUUUGACACCGCGUGGGCCUUGAUUGAUGAAAUGAGAACUCGAAAAGAUGGUCAAUCUCUUGUCACUCCACAGACACUUUUGAUCAUGAUUAGGAGAUAUUGUGCAGUCCAUGAUGUUGGGAGAGCUAUAAAUACUUUCUAUGGUUACAAACAGUUUAAGUUUCCUGUGGGAAUGGGUGAAUUCCAAGGACUUCUUUCUGCUCUUUGCCGGUACAAGAACGUUCAAGAUGCAGAACACUUACUCUUUUGCAACAAAGAUACCUUCCCUUUUAAUACCAAGAGCUUUAACAUUGUCCUCAAUGGAUGGUGUAAUAUAAUUGGUAGUCCACGCGAGGCACAGAGAAUUUGGUGGGAGAUGAGCAAGAGAGGCGUUCAACACGAUGUUGUUUCGUUUGCAAGUAUUAUAUCUUGCUAUUCGAAAUCAGGUAACUUGAAUAAGGUUCUAAGGCUAUUUAACAAAAUGAAAGCAAUGGAGAUUGUUCCUGAUAGGAAAGUUUAUAAUGCAAUCAUUCAUGCUCUUGCUAAGGGUAGGUUUGUGAAAGAAGCUAUCAAUCUUUUGAGAACAAUGGAAGGGAAAGGAAUUACUCCGAAUGCUGUCACAUAUAACUCACUGAUCAAGCCUCUAUGUAAGGCUCGAAAAAUCGAUGAAGCUAAACAGAUCUUUGAUGAGAUGUUGCAGCACAAAAUUUCAACCUCUGUUCAGACUUAUCAUGCCUUCUUCCGUGUUUUAAGAACCGGGGAAGAAGUCUUCAUGCUCUUGGAAAAGAUGAAAGAAAUGGGCUGUGAACCAACUUCUGAUACUUACAUAAUGUUGAUAAGAAAGUUUUCUAGAUGGAGGCAGCUGGAUAAUGUCUUUAAGUUGUGGAAUGAGAUGAUUGAUAGUGGAGUUAGUCCCGAUCGCAGUUCGUAUAUAGUGCUGAUACACGGGCUUUUCCUGAAUGGACAGUUGGAGGAAGCAUACAAAUACUACAUGGAAAUGAAGGAAAGACAGUAUUUGCCAGAGCCCAGGACUGAGGAAAUGCUCCAAGCAUGGGUGACUGGAAAGCACCAGAUGGCAGACGUAGAAGACAAUCAAUUAAGAUCUAGACAGCCAUACGGGAAAACCAUUCCUAUCACAAAGAAAAUUGAUCAGCAAACACACUUUCUUCGGGAACCUGAGACUAGAAGUGUUGUUAGAGAAAGAGGUUUUUCUUUUUGGGAUAAAUAGAAUUUCCUUGUUUUUGUUUAAUUAUUGGAUGAUAAAUUUCGCCAGUGAUCAACGGGACAUGUUUCUCACAGGCUAUACCAUACAGUGGAUGCUGCACCAACAAAUUAGAUGCCACUUAAACAUUCAGGCUCCUUUUAUGGGGUUGUUUUUGAACAGGUGUCUUAAGCUUUCUGCAUGGAAUAGGGUAAUAGUAAAGUAAAGCUUUAGUUUCAAUCCAUGCACAACAUUUACUAAAGAGGUUGGUAAUUCAUUCUCCUCAGAUCUUUAAAAUCUCUAUGAUGAUGAUAUUGAUGAUGAUGAUGAUUAAUAAAUGGUUGAGUAAUAGUUGAGUUGGCCAAAACAUAAAGAGAGAUUGUGACACACAUGAUUAUUUUUUUUGUGGAUUAGAUUUUUAGUUAAGGAAGAUUCUGUUCUUUUGUGU
Cannabis sativa is the source of this 2648-nucleotide messenger RNA. Its product is annotated as pentatricopeptide repeat-containing protein At5g15010, mitochondrial. The record is from RefSeq and is a predicted model, not a curated record. Bases 431 to 2227 code for a protein of 598 amino acids. NCBI's taxonomy places the organism in Eukaryota, Viridiplantae, Streptophyta, Magnoliopsida, Rosales, Cannabaceae. Gene Ontology annotation, molecular function: protein binding. The transcript has 3 exons.